This is a messenger RNA of Phytophthora sojae, 609 nucleotides long. RefSeq lists its product as hypothetical. The transcript is spliced from 3 exons. The record is from RefSeq and is a predicted model, not a curated record. Lineage: Eukaryota; Oomycota; Peronosporomycetes; Peronosporales; Peronosporaceae. Bases 1 to 609 code for a protein of 202 amino acids.
AUGGCGCGUAGCAGAGCGCGCUCAGACGACGAUGAACCUGACGUCAUGGACGUCGACAGCGUCAGCUCAGGAGUGACAGACGUCACGCUGGCGGCCACGGCUGCCGCAGUGGAGCGGUAUGUUGCCUUCCAACAGGUCAGUGCUAGCGGAGUUGGGUUUGCGCGGUUGCCUGAAGCUUUGCAGGGGAACGUUCCUGCUGCUACAGGCGUCGAGCGUGAGCAUGCCACACACAAGCAAGAGGUUGCUGCAGCCCACGAGCUUGACGCGAACUUUGACAGAAUCAGCUUGUUCUUGAAACGCGCUUCAAUUGCCAAAGCCGUCAGCUGGAUUGUCCACUGCAUGCUCUGCACUUCCUUCACCUUCGCCGUUGACGCCGUAGACUUCACCUUCGCCUUUGACGCCGUAGACUUCUUUGAGCUUUGUUUCUUUGCAUUGGGCUAUGUGGUGGCGGCGCCAUCUGUGUCCACUGUGUUACCCGACGUCGGCUUCGUCUUCACCUUGGUGGUCUUGCGAGUGGAGUUCUUCGGGUCGGACUGGUUACGCCGACUGUUGGCCUUCUUCUUGGCGGCUCUGCGCCCAGUUGCUUUGGCCGUUGAUGCUGCAACUUGA